ACAGUGUGAUCUUAUUCCCUCCCUCUCUCUCUCUCUCUCUCUCUGGUAAAGCACUGAUACUGGUAUUAGUCUAGUGCUUCAACUGGCUCCAAGCCCUGCCUUUCUCCUGGCUUUACACUUCACCCCUCAAUCACUGUCUCUCCCUCACUCUCUUCAGCCAGAUAAUUCGAGAUCCGUACACGAAAUCACACACAUACACCCGGCUUAGCUGUUCAUGACGCCAAUGCUGGUGAUCAGAUUCUAUUCCCCUUCCCCCUAGCUACCACCACGGCUGCCCAGUGCGGUGCUGUUGCUCACAGCGACCAACACCGACGCACCGACUACUUCUUCUUCCCUCCCAACCUUGCGCCGACGCCGCCCACCAUCCCCGUUUGGAGUCACAGAGAGCGGCGAAGCGGCUGUAGCAAUGCUGGGAGGCAGGCCGAAAUCUGCGGCGGCCGAAGCCAAGAGCGGCAAGGUCACGCCGCCGACGCCCAAGGGGGGCAGGGCGAGCAAGCCGGCCUCCGCCAAGCCGGCAAAUGGCACCCCGCCGCAAGCGCCGCGCGCAGCCGAUAGGUCCCCCAGGUCGGGGGACAAGCCGCCGUCGGGCGACCGCCGCACGCCCAAGGUCUUCGACCGGCUCAGCACUCCCCCGGCCGAGAAGCAAAGCAGCGCCAUGAAGCUGUCCCAGGAGCUGCAGGCUCAGCUCGCCGCGGUCCAGGAGGAGCUCGUGAAGGCCAAGGAGCAGCUUGUGGAGAAGGAGAAGGAGAAGGGCAAGGUCCUUGAGGAACUGGAGGAUGCCAAGCGGCUGGCCGACGAGGCCAAUGCCAACCUGAUGGUCGCGCUUGCCGCUCGGAAGAAGGCGGAGGAGGCCUCCGAGACCGAGAUGUUUCGGGCAGUCGAGCUGGAGCAGACGAGCAUCGAGUCGAUGCAGAAGAAGGAGGAGGAGCUGCAGAGGAAGCUGGAGAGCAUGCGGAGCCAGCAGGAGUCUGACGCUGCAGCACUGCGGUCGACCGUGGAACAGCUCGAGAAGGCGAGGUAUGAGCUGGCUGAUGCGAUCGAUGCCAAGAACUUGGCGCUCAACCAGGUGGCUGAUGCGACCCGGCUUAGUGAAGUGAAUGCUCACAAGGUGGAGCUCCUCAAUGCAGAGGUUACUCGCCUGAAAGAAUUGCUUGACACUGAGCUGGAGAGCAAGGAGAAAGAAGGUGCUAAGCAGAUCAUGAGGCUCGAGGCAGAGGUCUCGGCAUUGAAGAUUGAGCUCCAGAAAGCAAAGGAUGCUGAAGAGAAGGUAGCUGAAUUAGAAGAUGUGAUCGAAGGGCUUAGAGUUGAUGUCGCCAAUGCUACAAAGGCCAGGACCGAGGCAGAGGAGCAGGCUGAUGAAUGGAAACAAAAGGCUGAAAUACUGGAAAUUAAAUUGGAGGCAGCCAACCAGUCUUACAUGUUGAAGGUCGAUUCCUUGAAUUCAGUGAUGAAAGAAUUGGAUGAAGCAAGCACCUUGCUUACCGAGAAAGAAUGUGAACUUUCUGACCUUCAGAACAAGCUGCAAGCCUUGGAAGAUGAGGUAGCUAGGCAGAAUGAAGAUAUUAACGCGUCAGAUGAGCGUCUUGAUGUUGCAGAGAAAGAAGCGAUUGAAUUGAGGGAAGAGAUCAAUGAGCUCCAGUCGAAGCUCCAAGCACUGGAAGAAGAGAAGAUGGAUGCUAUCAACAAUGAGAACAAUGCAAGUUCACAAAUGGAGUCAAUAUGUGAAGAGAAGGACAAGCUGGCUCAGGAACUAGAAGCUAGCAAAGAUGAAUAUGAGAAAGUUAAGAAGGCUAUGGAAGAUCUAGCCUCAGCAUUGCAUGAAAUGUCCGGUGAAGCAAGAGAGGCACGGGAAAGGUACCUCAACAAACAAGAAGAGAUUGAGCGAGCCAAGGCACAAAUAGAGGAGCUCAACAUUAAUCUCAAGAACACCCAGGAGAACUAUGAGGUUAUGCUUGAUGAAGCAAACUACGAGAGAGUCUGCUUGAAGAAGACGGUGGAGCGAAUGGAAGCAGAAGCAAAGAACACAUCUGAGGAAUGGCAAUCCAAAGAGGUCAGCUUUAUGAGCUCCAUCAAGAAGUCUGAAGAAGAAAUUAGUGCAAUGAGAGUUGAGAUGGAUAAGGCAACAGAGACGGCAAGGGACUGGGAGAACAGAAAUGCUGAAUUGGAGGAGAAGCUGAAGGAGCUGGAAGCUCAGGUGGAGGAAGCUAACAGAGCCAAGGAUGAAGCAAAAGCUGAAGCACUGGAGUGGAAAGAGAAGCUAUUGGACAAAGAGAAUGAACUGCAGAACAUAAAACAGGAGAAUGAUGAGCUGCAGGUCAAAGAAUCGACCGCCUCCGAGAAACUCAAGGAGCUUUCUUCCAUGGUUGGCAAUGCAAAAGAUAGAGUGUUAAAUGGCACGGGUCCGAAAGACGAGAAUGAAAAGGGAAAUACCAAGGAAGACGAUCCUGUGGUGGUAGUUGCGAAGAUGUGGGAGAACAGCAAGGUUACCGACUACGACUUGUCUACCGAGAAGGAGAAAGAUGGCGAAUCAGAACUUGAUCUGGAGUCCAACAAGGGAGAUGCUGCCUCGGACUGCCACAGGCUGUCCACAGACACCAGGAUGAACAACAACACGAAGCUGAUCAAGCAGCAGCAACCGAAGAAGCCUUUGAUGAAGAAAUUCGGUGGUUUGCUGAAGAAGAGAAGCCAGCAUUAGAACAAACUGUACCAUCCCAAAGAAACAAAAUAUCAAUGUAUGCUAUGGAUGACUAUUUCUCUAGCUUCACCUUCGCUUUGGUCCUGCAGAGUUGGGAGUAAACAUAAUAGUGUAAGAAGUUUUCAGAAGAGAACAGAAGGGUGAUGUAUUUUCUUCCCUUUUUUCUGUCUAAUUCCUUAUAUCGUGUAUGUUUGAGGAGCAUUCAUACUCUAGUUCAUGUAUUUGUUGGCCUGCUGGGGUAAUGUUAAUGUAAAGGGAUGUGAGGUUUCGAUUCAUUUGUUCUCCAA
Molecule: messenger RNA, 2982 nt
Organism: Setaria italica (foxtail millet)
Lineage: Eukaryota; Viridiplantae; Streptophyta; Magnoliopsida; Poales; Poaceae
Product: WEB family protein At5g16730, chloroplastic
Exons: 3
Coding region: 407-2695 (762 amino acids)
Biological process (GO): reciprocal meiotic recombination
Source: RefSeq, a predicted model, not a curated record